AAACUGAAACAAUCGAUGAAUCAAAUCAAAAUGAAAAUAUUGAUGAAUCUAUUGAAAAUAUUAAAUCUGAAAAAGAUGAUAUCAGCCCAACAACAACAGAUGAUGUAAUCAUACCGACCGUAGAAGAAUCGAAUGACGAUGUUAAUGAUGAUGUUGAUGAUUCAACGUUAAUAGUGAAAAAAGAAUCAAAAACCUAUGCAACAAAAAAUAAUAUACCAAAAUCGGAACAAUAUUCGCAACAAUCAAAAUCAACAAGAAUGAUUACACGUUCUAUAAGUCGUCAAUCUAUUCAAUUGGAAAUGGUUGAUUCAAAAGAAUCUUUAAAUUUAUCCAAAUCCGUUAGCUUUAUCGAUUUAAUCGAUUCAAUUGAAAAUGAUAAUCAACCAACGACUAUAGUUGAAAAACAAAUUGAUCAACAACAGCUGGUUGAUGAUGAUGAUGAUGAUAUUGAAAAGCAAUCUAAAGAACAGGUAGAAGAUUUAGAACAAGAAAAUAAUCAAAAUGACUCAAAAACCGAAACGAAUUUGGAACAAGAAAUUUCGAUUGAUAAUAAAUCAGGAACAAUGAUUAAUGAAAAACCAACGGUAAUUAAUCAACGAUCAAAACAACCAAAAACCAAUGAUGAUACUCAGCAACCAAAAGAAAUUAUAAAGGAUAAUAAAAAACGUGAAAAAUCACAAUCAAAAGAUACGGAAGAAUUCAAUAUUAUCACUAGAUCGACUAGUAAGAAAAUAGCUAAACAAACAAAAUCACCACCACCGCUUCCACCACCACCAGUUGUUGAUGUAAUUCCGACCAGAUCAAAUCAUCGAUCAAAAAGCAUGUCGUUGGAAACUAAAAUAACAUCAUCUCCGACAGUAUCAUCAUCAUCAACUUCAACAACAACAACAACAACAUCGAUUUCGGAUACAAAAGAAAUUGACAUUAUUAUGGCAAGAAAAUUACGAAAUAUUGUUAAAUCGAUUGGAAAACAUGAUUAUUUUGAUUAUAUAAAACGAUCACAAUCAUCAUCAUUAUCAUCAUUGAAUGAUGUAAUUGAAAAACCAAUCAAUAUUGAAAAUAUAAUGAUUGAAAUU
Messenger RNA from Dermatophagoides pteronyssinus (European house dust mite), 1076 nucleotides. RefSeq lists its product as uncharacterized. Lineage: Eukaryota; Metazoa; Arthropoda; Arachnida; Sarcoptiformes; Pyroglyphidae. The record is from RefSeq and is a predicted model, not a curated record.